AUUCUCUACCCAUAAUGUUUUCACACUGUAAUAACUCCCUCAUUCAUGGAGUCUCCCCUUUUCAAAUUCAAAUCCCCAUUUCCCUCUCCUAAUUCAACUCUCCCGUCUGUGUAUCUCUCUGUUUCUUUUUGCAGACAAACGGGAUAAACAUGUCUACGCUUUGGACAUUGACUAAGUUAGUUAGGUGGCGUGUAAGAGAUUGGGCUUCAUGUUUUCUUCCAUUAGAUGAUGAACAGGAUGUGUAUCGACCACAGCUGCCGAUCAGAAACAUGGUUUUUGAAAUGAAAGAAGAUGGCAGGGGCAACAGGAAUGGCAAGAAACUGUUCCGGCGGCGACACAGAAGGAAGGAAGACAGGGUGGACAGACGGUUAAACCUUAGUCCUCGGAGGUCCAGGAAUGCUGUUUCUGCCGAAAAUGGGGUUGAUGGCUCGAGCUGGCCUGGUUUUGCAGAUGAAGAGUAUAUUGUUUUCUGCUUCAGAGAAGAUGGGGCUUUUGAUGUUGUGAGAGAUGGAAGAUCAGAGGAAUAUUCCAGUCCUAAUACAAGUUCAGAAACUGUUAACAGAAAGGUUGAUUAUGUUGGGGGUGAAAAAAGAGUAAAAGAGAGCAGCAGUCAUGAGGGAAGGCCAGAAGAUGAUCAGAAUGGUAACUUUUCAAGAAAAGAAGCAGAGAUCAUCCCUGUUAAAAUGGGUGAGGAGGGAGGAAGCAAGGGCUUGGAUUCAGAGUUGGAUUCAGGUGGCAAGUUAAGGAGAAGAUAUCAUCAGGUGGAGGAGACACGACAUAAAGAGAUGGUAUCCGCGGGGUCUAGUGACUCUAACCAUUCUGAUGGCAGCACAGGCUCCUUUGCCUUUCCUGUGUUAGGAUGGGAGUGGAUGGGGAGUCCAGUACAGAUGCCAAGAACAGAGGAGAUGAACUCAAGGAACAACAAGCCUCGCUCUCUGCGUUUUCAAUGUUGUAGAUUCUAAAACCUCUCCUUCUCACUGUUAAUUGUGGGCGAAAGUUCAGAUGAAGAUAGUGUUUAGGGUCCAUGUUCAUCAUUCUUUCAUUUAUAAUAACAGUACCCUUCUCAU
Rubroshorea leprosula is the source of this 1067-nucleotide messenger RNA. NCBI's taxonomy places the organism in Eukaryota, Viridiplantae, Streptophyta, Magnoliopsida, Malvales, Dipterocarpaceae. The record is from the annotation of a GenBank genome assembly.